Cannabis sativa is the source of this 4620-nucleotide messenger RNA. Its product is annotated as zinc finger CCCH domain-containing protein 6-like. The transcript is spliced from 4 exons. The record is from RefSeq and is a predicted model, not a curated record. Bases 91 to 1569 code for a protein of 492 amino acids. Gene Ontology annotation, molecular function: metal ion binding. Lineage: Eukaryota; Viridiplantae; Streptophyta; Magnoliopsida; Rosales; Cannabaceae.
CAAAGAAAAAACGUUUGUGGUGUUGUUAUAAACUAGGGUUUUGUAUUCAACUUAGGGUUUAAUAAUAAUCAGUUUAUUUUUAUUUUCAUAAUGAAAAAAUCGAAUCUGAUUAAGUCAAGGACUUUCGAUAAUAUGCGGCCGAAGAUUUUUAAUUCUUGGGUUCCAGAAACCCAUCUUUGUCAGGUUGUUUUGAUUCCCUCUUGGAGGGUUCUCAAUGGUGAGGAGAGUGAGGAAAUACAUCAUCAAAAUUGGAGGGAGUCAAGAGUGCUUGAAGCAUUUUAUCCACGACAUUCUUCGAUUCCGACUAGUUCUUGUGUCUCUGCAGAAGUAGAAAAUGAACACUAUGAUGAUAGCCAAACUCCACUUAUCCCUUCAAUUCCCAUUGAAGAAGAAGAAGAAAAAGAAGUAUCACCAUCACUAGCCACCACCACAAGUUCCCAAGUUCAAAGUGACCAAACCUCUUCAACCAAACCAUCUUUCAAUUUGCUCAACAAAAUCUUAAGUGAUCCACAAACCAUUGAAAAGUUCAGACAAAAUGGACUAGCCAUCACUACAAGUUCCCAAGUUCAAUGUGACCAAACCUCUUCAACCAAACCAUCUUUCAAUUUGCUCAAUAAAAUCUUAAGUGAUCCACAAACCAUUGAAAAGUUCAGACAAAAUGGACUAGCCAUCACUACAAGUUCCCAAGUUCAAUGUGACCAAACCUCUUCAACCAAACCAUCUUCCAAUUUGCUCAAUAAAAUCUUAACUGAUCCACAAACCAUUGAAAAGUUUAGACAAAAUGGACUAGCCACCACCACAAGUUCCCAAGUUCAAUGUGACCAAACCUCUUCAACCAAACCAUCUUUCAAUUUGCUCAACAAAAUCUUAAGUGAUCCACAAACCAUUGAAAAGUUCAGACAAAAUGGACUAGCCAUCACUACAAGUUCCCAAGUUCAAUGUGACCAAACCUCUUCAACCAAACCAUCUUCCAAUUUGCUCAAUAAAAUCUUAACUGAUCCACAAACCAUUGAAAAGUUUAGACAAAAUGGACUAGCCACCACCACAAGUUCCCAAGUUCAAUGUGACCAAACCUCUUCAACCAAACCAUCUUUUAAUUUGCUCAAUAAAAUCUUAAGUGAUCCACAAACCAUUGAAAAGUUAAGACAAAAUGGACUAAUACCACCGGCCACCACCACCACCAUUACAGCCCCCGUCCUCGCCCCCGCCCCGAGUUAUGUGGAUGUGAACUCAGUGUCUAAAGACUUGUUUACUACCACAAAUCCAAUGCCCCCAAUGAAGGAUUUGAACUACUAUAGGAAUCUCAUUAGACAACAUGGUUGUGAAAAAGUUGAUGAGCACAAGGAACAAAGUGAUCCAAAAUCAAAACCUCUUAAUAAUUACAAACCAAAAAGAGAAUUGCGAUGGAAGAAAUUGAAACCAUGCAUUUUUUAUAAAACUUCAAAGGGGUGUCGAAAUGGGGACAAAUGCCCAUACCAACACGAUGAUGUGCCACCAACACAAUGGAGUGUUACCAAAGAUUUAGAGACUCAUAAUGCUAAGAGAAUGAGAUUAAAUGUUCAAUGCUAAAUGAAUGUAAUGAGGGAAUUGUGUUUGUUUAUAAAUCUCUAAAAGUCAUCAAUUGAAAGCUAUUAAGACUUAAAAAUUCACCUUUGUUGAGACUAAUAAAUAAAUGUUUUUCUACCAUUAAUUUGAAAUCUUAAUUUUUUUUUUGAUUAAAUUAUAUUUUUUUGACCCAAUUAAAUUAAUUAAUAAUAUCAAUCAAAUUGUACUUCACCAAAUCAGUGAAAAUAUUAGAAUAGAUAGCUACUUUUUUUAAGGUUAACAUAGACGAUUACUUAAGAAUGAAAGAAUUUACCAUUUCUCUUAAAAUAUAUAUAUAUAUGAAUUUGGAAUUAUUUAAAAACAAAAAGAAAAAAGUAGUGCUAGAAAUAUUAUUAAAACCAAACCAAAUGCUCCUUAAAAAAAAUAAUAAUAAUAAAUAAUAAUAAAAAAAAAAAACUAAUGCAUCAAGCAUAAACCAAACAUAACUUUUAUCUAAUUAUUAAAAUCCUAUUAUAGGGUGCUCAUAAACAUUUAUUUCGAGUGAAUCUAUUUAUUAUGAUCUUUUAAGAAUUCACUCAAAAAAAAACAAUGAUCUUUUAAGAAAAAUCUUCAUGAUCACUUUGCCAUUUUACCAUCUCUCAUAAUAAUCAUGACCACGCGAUUAUGUAUAUAGCUCAGUAAAAACCAGAUACAGAUAAAAAAGAAAAAGACUAUGACCAUGAAAAGUCCAAAAAUGGAAAUCAACAUAUCUAUAAAAGAUCAUGUGAAAUCGUUACGAGCUAUUAUUAGCUCUGAAAUAUUCAAAACAACAACCACAGCAAUAUUUUUCCCCAAACAAAAAUGUCAGUUGAAAAAUAAUUAGAUCUGUUUUUAGAAGGUGUCAUCAUCAAUCAAACCAACUUAAUAAGAAACAUGAAGCAGCAAGAACUGUCAUUGGUAAUAUUUCAGAAUCAUUUUCAGAAAUAUCUUCAUACUUUCUCCAGCUGCCCUCUAAAAUUCAACCAGUUCUCAUAAUGAUGUGAACUCCACUGUCGGUGUCCACAAUAUCACUUAUCUCCCCGACCUUAAGAGCAUAUGUUGCCUCUUCGAAAGGCUUCUGCAUCUGACCACGCCCAAAUGGACCUGUAAUGAUAAUUAACACUUGGUUAGGAGAACCUAUCCAAGGACAUUUUUCUGAAAAACCAAAGGUUGACACAGACAUCAAUGACGUUCUAAGAAACAAGAUGUAGUUCGAAUGGUCAAGCUCACGAGUCCAUCGACCACUGACUAGUGAGAACAGAUUGGUUUUAGGACUAAAAUAUAUUAGAUGAUACAAUUCAGUGUUCAGCCAUUUUUAGGUUCGUCCAUGUGAACAAGUUGGAUAUGUUUAUGCAAAUGUCAAACCAGGAUAUCUAAACAAAUUAAUCAUAUUCACGUAUUUGACAAAAAAACCACUAGGUACUCUGUAGGAUAGAGAAACAUGUCUGGAUUUGGUAAAAAAAAAUUAAGAUGUUAAAUAAGAUUGAAAAAAGCUACAGAACCUAAACAUCCCAAAUACGUGAAAGCUUUACAAAAUCUGAUAAAUAAUUCUUCUUUCACAAAAAAAAAAAACAAAGUCUUUUUUUUUAUAUUCUUUAUGUUCCUCAAAUACCAUUUACGCGAGACAUGUAAAAUGCAGGAAGAUCUAAGUUUUAACAAAACAGCAACUAGGUUAGCAACACAGCAUGUGUAGCAGAUGGAAAGAUGUAUGUCAUAAAAGGAAUGAUAAUCAUGGUCCCUCCCGGGAUCGGUUAUUUUCAAUUUUAGAUUAAUAUACAGCAUCUGGCUCCAACGAAUUGCGAUUUCCCUAUCGAGCCAGGUCAUUUCAGGACAAGCGGAUCAUUUACGGCUGUUAUUCCUAAAUUAUUUUAACGUUUUACAUUCGAACCGAAACGUAUAAUUCUGGAGAUAAAGAUAAACUUCUUUGCUUCAUUUAUUUUGAAUGGUCAAUUGUCAGAUAACAGAGUAAUAAAAAUAACCAAAAAUAGAAUAUCUAUAAGAUGGUUGGUCAAUUGUCACAUCUUGCUCAUAUUAUGACACCAAAAGAAGCAAAUUUUUAUCAGUAUAGGUUAUAACUUCUAGCUUCAUGAGAUUUGUUAAGUAAUAAAGUAUAUAGCUCUUGGCCAAUCUAAUCUCUCAGUUUCCAAAAGGCUUUCUAGCAUCUAAAAUGGAGCAAAAGAAAAUCAAUAAUCUAUGCUAAGCUACCAUUCUGUGAGAGAACUAUUAAGACUUAUGGUCCAAAUAUCAACUUCAAAGGUGAAAGCUUCAUCAAUUUCUCGGUUUGAGAUUAUUCUUAUUUUUAAUUUUUAUAUCCUAAAUAAAGCUUCCAUUGACAGAUCAAUUAAGUCCUUUGUUUUAGGACUUAAGCCCUAAACCACAGAUUCACAAAGCAAGAAUUUAAUUAAUUGAACAAAAAGAACCUUCAGAUUUUAGCUAUCCACUCCAUCACUCUUGUCAAACCCUAUUCUAAGAACCUAAAACCCUAAUCAAUUAACAUUCUCUAAUAGAGUUACGGACCAGCUAUAUCACAAAAACCCAAAAGCUAGGGUUUUUCAUGAUCCAAAAACAAAAAUUAAACAAAUUCAAUACGGAUAAAAACUCAUACCAAGAUCACCACCGCGCUUGGCGGAGCUGCAAUCAGAGAUACGAGAAGCGAUAUCUUCAAACUUAGACUUGCCAGAAACGAUAUCUUCACGGAGGGCUUUGAGUUGAGAAACAGCGGUUUCACGUGUUGUGUUUUUGAUUAUGCGUCCUUCUGGAUCUUUCCAGGAGGCCUUUCUCCUGGAACCCUGGUGUUUGAUGAGUAUGUGAGAAGCUUUGACUUGGUUUCCAGAGGAAGCCAUUUUCGGCUUUUUCUUGUUCAAAGAAGAGAUUUUUUGUCUGUCUUUGUUAUCUCUGUUCUUGCGGUGAUGAUCCGCCGCCGCCGCCGAAGACGGUGGUUCUUGAUUCUUCCUUUUACGAUCGGAGCCGGAGGACUCAAUUUUGUUAAGAGAGGAAAAGAAAGGAGAAACAAACUCCCUACACCACUAAUAUUUAAUUAUCCCAAUUUUAGAGUAU